Molecule: messenger RNA, 3200 nt
Organism: Prionailurus viverrinus (fishing cat)
Lineage: Eukaryota; Metazoa; Chordata; Mammalia; Carnivora; Felidae
Product: protein kish-A-like
Exons: 1
Coding region: 1159-1386 (75 amino acids)
Biological process (GO): protein secretion; intracellular transport
Source: RefSeq, a predicted model, not a curated record
CGUGCUGUCCUCACAGAGCCCGACGCAUGGCUUAAUCCCAUGAACUAUGAGAUCAUGACAUGAGCCAAAAUGAAGAGUCGAACGCUCAACCAACACAGCCACCCAGGCGCCCCCCCUUUUGACUAAUUCUCAAAUACGGAUACUUAUUAAUGGGAUAUGUGUCGUUCUGAGCAUCACAUAACCUCGUAAACCUUGGAAUUAGAUUGGACACUGUCACCGCCACGGUUCUGUCUUAUUCUGCAUUGAGGUUAGUGGUCCUUUUUAUCCCAGUCACCACCAAAAACCUCAGCUCUACAAAGACAGGACAGGACCGAAAGGAAUGAAGGCUGCUACAGUUCUGAGGCUGUGAACCGUAAGCAAGUAGUUUGCAGGGCGCAUGACGGAUAUCAAGUAUCACAGUUGCCCUUAGGAACAUGUAAAUAUUCUUCAUGACCCUGGGACAGUUUGAUGUGAAGUUCGGGAACUGCAGCACUAAUGCGUUUAUUAGGAUUGUUCAGGUUCUUCAUAACUUUUUAAGUUUGCUUAGUUGGGUGUCUUUUUAUCUAGUACUUUGUCUAUUUUACCAAAAUGCUUAAUGUUACUGUCAGAAAUUGUUCAUAAUAUUCUUAAAUUUUUAGUAUAUUCUACAUUUGUAGUUAUAGCUGCACUAAAUUUUGAGUAACACUUACGUCUUUACCUUAUUUAUUUUUUGAUCAAUCUGGCAAGAAUUGUAUUAGUCUUCACAUUGGCCUUGUUGAUUCUUUUACAGUUUGGCUUCUUGAGGCACCUCGGUGCCUCAGUCAACCGGUUAAGCAUCCGAUUCUUGAUUUCAGCUCGGGUCAUGAUCUCAUGGUUCGUGAGUUUGACGCCUGGGUCUGGCUCUGUGCUGAGAGCGUGGAGCCUGCUCCAAAAUAAACAGUGUGGAACUUGCUCUCAAAAUAAACAAACAUUUAAAUUUUUGCUUACUUCCUGCCUUUUUUUUUUUAUUAGAGUUUAUUCAAUUGUUCAUUUCCCAAGUUAGUUACUUAUUGGUCUUCAGCUAUUCUUUUAUGUAAAUAAGCUUUUUCUAAAGAUCGUUUUAGCUCUGUUUCACAUAUUUUAAUACAUAUUUUCAAUUGCAUUCAGUUCCAUUUUCUAAUUUCCAUCAUGAUUUUUCCUUGAGUAAUUGGUUAUUUAGAAAUGUUUUUCAGAUGUGGCUGGGGCUUCAGUGGCCUCACUAUGUGUACCGUUUUCGGUUUCCAGAGUCUGUUGACUGUAAUCUUGCUGCUUAUGUGUACCUGUGCUUAUAUCCUAUCCUUGGCACCCGGCCUCCUAGACAGAAAUAAGACUGGAUUGUUGGGUAUAUUUUGGAAGUGCGCCAGAAUUGGUGAACGGAAGAGUCCUUCCGUCGCAGUGUGCUGUACAUGAUGGCCUUCGGCAUUUUCUUCAUACAGUAGCUGGGAAAAAUAUAAUUUAAUUGCCAGCAGAUUUCCGUAUGAAAAAAGGACUUACCUAUAGAACAUAAUGGAAUGAAUAGUUAACUCUUUUAUCUCUGAACACUGAAUGAGAUAAAUUUCCAGCUGCUGUUCUCUAUUUUUGUUAUUGGACCAAUGUUCUAUAUAAACAGGGUGUAACCAUUUAAUACGCAGAGUUUAAUAUGUCUAACAAUCAAUGUGAGCGGUGUCACUACAAUAUUACAUUCUGCAAAUGUUACUCUGUCAGAUACCAGUUUUUAGUGAGGCAUCUCUGAGACACAGAAUAGAAAACAAAAUUGGGAAAUCAAUUUACUUCCCUUCACUGUGAUUUGGAAAUGAUAAAUCUUUAUGGGAUGAGACACUUUUCUGGGCUAGCUUUUUUAUUGAGGAAAAAAAGGUUCAAUUUGUGUUGGUAAGGAUUGCAUUCAUAUUUAAUAAUGCUUGCUUUUCCUCUGGCCACACCAGAGCAUUAACAGAGUGCCUCUAAGCAAACUCUAUAGUGUAUUACAGACAUUUCAACUAUUUGAAACAAGCCUGUGCAGUUCUUAAGGAAGAAGGUAAAUGAGAUAUAACUUAAGAGUAGUAUUGGGAAAAUGUCCAUAUUUAACAUAAACGUUUAGAAUAGCUGACUGGUCCAGUAGCCUCUGAAAACUCUAGAUAAGUAUGGAUAAAUAUCUUACGAAUAAAUUGACCAGCUGUCAUUCUCUGAAUAAGACUACAUUCUUAGAGUGAAAAGAACAAAAUAGAACAAUUCAGAAUGAUAAAAAAAAAAAAGUUUUUCAUUUCCAAGUUACGUGUUUCUAUUAGCUAUUUUUCUAAUAUUUAUUUCUAAACAGUUUGCUUUGUGGUCAGAGAUGUGUUGUAUGAAUACUUUUUUUUUUAAUUCAGUGAAAUUAACAUGAUACCUGGCACAGUUUUUAUCAUUGUUUUGUGUUUAAGUUUAUUUAUUUAGAGAGCCUGUGGGAGGGGCAGAGAGAGAGGGAGGGACAGAAUCCCAAGCAGGCUCCACACUGGACCGCACAAGCCCGACGUGGAGCUAGAACUCACAGACUGUGAGAUCAUGACCUGGGCUAAAACCAAGAUUGGACGCUAAACCAACUGAGCCACCCAGAUGCCCCUGUAAUUGUUCUAUACGUGAGUGUAAAGAACUUCCAACUAUCUGAAACAAUAUUCAUGUAUGCCUAUUACAUCAAACUUGGUAAUUGCUUUUUAAUUUAUGUCAUUCAAAUUUUCUAUAUCCUUUCUGAAUUUUUUGUGCCUAUUUGUAUCAAAUACUAAAAGAAUGUUUUUUAAAAUCUUGAUUUAUGGGAGAUUUGUUUAUCCUUGGAGUUCCAUCAGUUUUGCUUAUGCAUUUUUGAAGCUUUUUUAUUUGGUGGGUACAGGUUGAGAAUUAGGUCUUCCUGGAAGAAUUUUUGUCUAUAGAUAUACGUAUAGAUAUGUAUAUACAUAUAUACAUGUUAUAUACAUACGUACAUACACAUAUGUAUAUACAUAUCUAUACAUAUAUUGUAUAUGUAUCUAUAUGUAUAUAGAUAUACAUAUAUUUUCCCCCUAAAGUCCAUUUUGCAUGCUAUCUUUGACAACCACAGUUUUCUUUUGGGUGGUGUAUAUUUGUUUCAAUGCUUCUACUUUCUACCUUGUCUGCAUCUUUAAGUCUUAGGCACAUCUCUGGUAAGCAGCAUGUAGAUGAAUUUUGUUUUCCAUCCAGUCUGGGAAUCAAGUUGUAACUCUUUUUCCUUUCUAUUUUUUUCAAUAUAAAGGAUUUUG